AUGGCCAUCUCUGCUGCUGUUGACCUUGCUCCCUUCACUUGCCCCUGCUUCAAGGAUACUGCCAGAUCCACCCUUUCACACCCCAAAAUCGAUGGCAUGGAUGAUUAUGGAAAUCCUCGACAGAGUGGACAAUUCAACAGAAACUGUGAAAAUGGGAGAAAGCCAGCUUUGGACAGUCAAGUUGUAGAAAAGAGGAAAUCUGAGGCUUCCAUUGAGCCAUCCAUCACUGCCAAGGACAGUAAGAGUCAGCAACCAAGGAAAAAUGAGGUUGCUGUGAGGCUAAAUAAACCAGAAACUGUUGAUAAUGGCCCUGUCCGACCCCCAAAAUCAACUAUGCAGCGAAAAAGCAAUAUGGAGCCAAAGAUGCAGCCAAAAAUAGAGAACAAUACAAUCCCAAAGAAGCCUCCUAUGAUUCAGAAAGAUAAAUCCAAGUUUUCAAAUGAAGUUGCAGUCCAAGUAAAGCUAGAGGGUUUUAAAAGAGAUGGGCUUGCCCUUGAAGCAAGGGCAAGUGAAGAGAGUAAGGUCAACAGCAGCAGAGAUGGCCGUGGAGAGAUGCAUGUGACUCAUGUUAGCAAUUAUAGCUUUGGGGAAGCUGAGGCAUUAACUGAUGAGGUUGAAGGAGAGUUUCAGCAUGUUGGGGAGGUUUUGAGGAUCCGAAAUGUUCUGCUUAACUUUAAAGAAGAGUGUGACUCUGUGUUAUUUGAGUUAUUGAGGAGGCUCCAGCUUAUGGAACUCACAGUGGAUCCUUCUAGAGACAACUGA
Messenger RNA from Gastrolobium bilobum, 762 nucleotides. RefSeq lists its product as uncharacterized. The transcript is spliced from 3 exons. Lineage: Eukaryota; Viridiplantae; Streptophyta; Magnoliopsida; Fabales; Fabaceae. Bases 1 to 762 code for a protein of 253 amino acids. The record is from RefSeq and is a predicted model, not a curated record.